GUUGACUUAUCGUGUACCAGCGGGCUUAACUCGCAGCAGCAGAAGAAGAAGAAGACGCAGCAGCAGAAGAAGAAGUGCAACAACGAGAGGAGGAAGAAGAAAAGAUCUUUAGUGAAUGUCUGUAAAUAUUGAGCUGCCACUUGCUUUUUACAGUAAUGUCCCAGCAACCGCCUCCGCCAGCAAACCCACAGGCAGUACUUCAGCAGCCUCCACAACAACAACAGCAACAGCAGCUCAACCAACAGCAGGAUUUCGACCCUGUUCAUAGGUUUAAAAUGCUGAUUCCUCAAUUAAAAGAGAGUUUACAGAACGUAAUGGCCAUCGCUUCACAAAAUUUUGCACACAAUACAGCAAUUGAUAACGGAAUUGCAGUGAGGGCAGAAAAGCCACUCUCACCAAGAAAGAGUAAUGAUUCCACAGUUCAGCGAUUUGACAAGAGUUUAGAAGAGUUUUACGCCCUCUGCGAUCAACUGGAGCUCUGUCUGCGCCUGGCUCACGAGUGCCUCUCUCAGAGCAUUGACAGUGCCAAACACUCUCCAAACCUGGUGCCUACAGCGACCAAACCUGACACAGUGCAAACAGAGUCUCUGUCUUAUUCUCAGUAUCUCAGCAUGAUCAAGUCUCAGAUAUCUUGUGCUAAAGACAUCCAUAAUGCUCUGCUGGAAUGCUCCAAGAAAAUAGCGGGAAAGAGUCAGCAGCAAGGCAUCCUUUAAUGGUGCUAAAUUUCAGGUGCUGUGAGUUUGCUUCAACUUACAUGUCCUUAGAUCACCCUGUGAAGGAAGGUGUUUUUAGAUGGGGUUUGUAAAUAAAAAAUAACACAAAAUAAAAUUUUGGUUGAAAAAGUGUAACGUUGGAAAAGUUCUAGGAAAUGCACAUACUCAUUGGUUGCUUAAUUAAACUGCUUAAUUAAAUUGUGAUAAUUUGUGCAUUGAUCAAGAACCUGGCAUGUGUUUUUAUUUGUGAGCUUAGACAUUGUCAUAUUUUAAGACAUAUUCUGUCAGGUCUAUUUUUUAAUAAGGUGUGCAUAAAAUUAAAACUAAAUUGACAGCAAUAUAUUCAACCCUGGUCAAUCAUUUGUUUAGUUUUGCUCUGUCAAUGAAAAUAGUUCCCAUAGAAGCCACAGCUUGAUACAGUAUUGCAUGUUGCCAUGCAGCACACAGACUGACUGACAGCCCGUAGUAUGUGUCAAUUUCAAUGCAAUAAAAUGUUGCUAGAAUUGGAAUCUUAUGUAGCGAACACUGACAAGCGGAAUGAUAGAAACAGUACAAGGUACCAGUGCUGUUUCACUAAAUAUCAGCAUUCUUGGAAUGCCAUUUUUCUAAUCGAAUUAGUCGACUGGAACUAACUUAUAUAACUAGACAUAUAAAUAAACAACAACAACAAAAAAAUCCAAAAUUAACACAAAUAAUCAAACAACUUUGUAUUUACAUUCAUCGAUCUUGUAGUACAGUUUUGUGUUAAUGUUUGCAUAAGCCAAAACAAAGUAAAAAUUUCCACUGGAUUUACGAAAGUUUGGGAAGUGCUGAUUUUCUUUGUACUCGUGCAUAUGUUGAUGAAUGCCAGUCACCCAUAAAUUGUAUGGUGCAAUUGUAUCACUAAUAAAGUGUUGCACAGCAUUAAAAGGAAAUGCCGUGGAAAAUGGAA
Pangasianodon hypophthalmus (striped catfish) is the source of this 1644-nucleotide messenger RNA. RefSeq names its product mediator complex subunit 29 (gene med29). Gene Ontology annotation, biological process: regulation of transcription by RNA polymerase II. Gene Ontology annotation, molecular function: transcription factor binding; transcription coregulator activity. The coding region runs from base 156 to 713 and encodes 185 amino acids. NCBI's taxonomy places the organism in Eukaryota, Metazoa, Chordata, Actinopteri, Siluriformes, Pangasiidae. The record is from RefSeq and is a predicted model, not a curated record. The transcript is spliced from 5 exons. Gene Ontology annotation, cellular component: mediator complex.